AUGUCUCCACUUAUAAGAAGCAUUGUUGAUAUCACUGAAGUUUUCAAUCAAUAUGCAUCACAAAGUUGUGAUGGAGCAUCACUUAGCAAGAGAGAACUGAAAAAUCUCCUUGAGAGAGAACUUGGAGAUGUCCUUCAGAAACCACAUGAUCCGGAGACUGUAGAUCUGACCCUAGAACUUCUGGAUCGUGACUGCAACGGGCGUGUUGAUUUCAACGAAUUCCUCCUGUUCCUUUUCAAGAUUGCUCAAGCUUGCUAUUAUGCUCUCGAUCAGGCUGCAGAGCUAGGCGAGAAGAGAACCCUAACCAAGGAAAAGAGGAGCCUGUCACAAGAUCGCAGGCAAGAAGAUCAAAGGAGAUUCGAGCCCCGGGAUAGACAACUGGACGAAGAACCUGGGCGCGGAAGCUGGCAGAAGAGACGUGAGCAGGAGGAGCGCGCUGAGGAGCUGAGGCUGGAGCAGCGCGACAGGCAGCACCGCGACGAAGAGCAGCAACUGCAAAGGAGAGAACUGCAAGAACUGGAGGAGCGCCUUGCAGAAAAAGAGCCUCUAAGCUGGAGUAAGGGUCGUGACGCUGAGGAGUUUUCUGAGGUAGAGGAACAGCAAAGGCAAGAGAGACAGGAACUCAAGGGCAAGGGCCAAACAGAAGAGAGAAGGUUGCAGAGGCGCCGGCAAGAAGAGCUACGCGAACCCCUGCUGAGGCGCGAGCAGGAGCUGAGUCGUAGGCAGGAGCUGAGGCGCGAACAAGAGCUAAGGCGCGAGCAGGAGCUGAGGCAGGAACUGAGGCGCGAACCAGAGCUAAGGCGCGAACAGGAGCUGAGUAGAGGACAGGAACAGAGGCGCGAGCAGGAGCUGAGGCAGGAACUGAGACGCGAGCAGGAGCUGAGGCUCGAGCAGGAGCUGAGGCAGGAACAGAGACGCGAGCAGGAGCUAAGACGCGAGCAGGAGCUGAGGCAGGAGCUCAGGCGCGGGCAGGCGCUGGCUGAGGAGGAUGAGCAGACGCGAGUCCGGGAACCCGACCAGAGCAUCACCCAGAGGUGGCAGUGGCAGCUCGAAAGCGAGGCAGAAGCCCGUCAGAACAAGGUCUACUCUAGGCCUCGCAGGCAAGAGCAGAGGCUUCGCCAGGAGCUAGAGGAGCGUCAGCUCCGGGAGGAGGAGGAGCAACGCCGCGACCUCCAACGGCAGCGUUCCGCUGAGGAGGCUCGCCAGCGCUACCAAUGGGAGAGGCCGCAACGGGCGGAGGAGCGCCUGGAGCAGGAGCAGCGGUUCCGCGACCGGGAGGAGCAGCGCUUCCAGGAAGAGAGACUGCAAAGAGCUGAGCUCCAGGACAGCCUCCUUGAGGAAGAACAGAGGCGACGUCAAGCGGAGCGCCGAGAGCCAAACCGGAGCUGGGAGCUGCGGGAAGAAAACCAGAGACGCCGCACACCGAGGCAGCGUAGGGAGGAAGAGCUACUCGAGGAGCGGUUGUUGCAAGAAGAGCAGCGCCAGCGGCGGGAGAGGAAAUACCGCAGGGAGGAGGACCUGCAGCAGGAGGAAGAGCGGCUGCAGCAAGAUGAAGAGCAACUGCAGCGGGAAAAGAGGCGCCUGCAGCAGGAGAGGCAGUAUCAAGAGGAGGACCUGCAGCUGGAGGAAGAGCGGCUGCAGCAGGAGGAAGAGCGGCUGCAGAGAGAAAGGAGGCGCCUGCAGCAGGAGAGGCAGUAUCAAGAGGAGGACCUGCAGCGGCUGCAGGAUGAAGAUCGGCGCAGGGAUCUGAAAUGGCAGUGGCAACCUAGGAAAGAAGUCGAAGUUCGUAGUAACAGGCUUUUCACCAAACGCAGAGAGGAUGAGGAAACGAUCCAGCAGCUGGAAGACUCUCGGGAGCAAGAAAGACGUCAGGAUCGGCGGCCUCUGCAAAACGAACAGGAAGAGAGAAGAGAGCUGGAGCAGGAGAGGAGGCGCCUACAGCAGCGCGACCGGCAGAUCCUAGAGGAAGAGCAGCUGCAGCGAGAGCAGCAACGGGAAGCCAGAAGACGAGAUGAGACCUUCCAGGAGGAAGAACGGCUCCUGGAAGAAUCGAGAAGACAGCAACAGGAGAGAGAAGGCAAAUUCUUUGAGGAGGAAAGGCAGCUGCAGACAGAACGGGAAGAACAGAGGCGGCAUCAAGAACAAGAGAGAGAAUUCCGAGAAGAGGAGGAGGAGCGCCUCCAAGAACCUGAGAAAGAACUUCGGCAGGAGCGUGACAGAAAAUCCCGUGAAGAACAAGAGCGCCGCCAGCAGCGUGAGGAAGAGCAGCUGAGGCGCCAGGAACGGGACAGAAGAUUCCGCCUGGAACAAGAACGCCGCCAGGAGCGUGAGGAAGAGCAGCUGCGGGACAGAAAGUUCCGCCGGGAACAAGAACGCCGCCAGGAGCGUGAGGAAGAGCAGCUGCGGGACAGACCAUUCCACCGAGAACAAGAACGCCAACCCCGUCAGGAGCGUGAGGAAGAACAGCUGCGAGACAGAAAGUUCCGCCAAGAACAAGAACCCCGCCAGGAGCGUGAGGAAGAACAGCUGCGGGACAGAUCAUUCCGCCGGGAACAAGAACCCCGUCAGGAGCGUGAGGAAGAGCAGCUGCGGGACAGAAAGUUCCGCAGGGAACAAGAACGCUUCCAGGAGCGUGAGGAAGAGCAGCUGAGGGACAGACCAUUCCGCAGGGAACAAGAACCCCGUCAGGAACGUGAGGAAGAGCAGCUGAGGGACAGAAAGUUCCGCCGGGAACAAGAACGCCGCCAGGAGCGUGUGGGAGAGCAGCUGCGGGACAGAAAGUUCCGCAGGGAACAAGAACGCCGCCAGGAGCGUGAGGAAGAGCAGCUGAGGGACAGACCAUUCCGCAGGGAACAAGAACGCCGCCAGGAACGUGAGGAAGAGCAGCUGCGGGACAGACCAUUCCACCGAGAACAAGAACGCCGCCAGGAGCGCGACAGACCAUCCCGCCGGGAACAAGAGCUCCGCCAGGAACUCGAGGAAGAGCAGCUGCGGGACAGAAAGUUCCGCCGGGAGCAAGAGCUCAGACGGGACAGAAAACUCCGUGAGGAAGAAGAGCGCCGCCAGGAACUGGAGGAAGAGCAGCUGCGUGGCCGAGAGCGAGACCGUUUAAGGGUGGAAGAGCAGCUUCGCCAGGAGCGCGAGGAAGAGCGGCGGCGCCGCCAGGAACGUGACAGAAAAUCCCGUGAGGAACAAGAGCUCCGCCAGGAACUCGAGGAAGAGCAGCUGAGGGACAGAAAGUUCCGCCGGGAACAAGAGCUUAGGCGCGACAGAAAACUCCACGACGAAGAGCGCCGCCAGGAGCUAGAGGAAAGGCAGCUGAGCGGGCAAGAACGUGAGAGAAAGUUCCGCUUGGAACAAGAGCUUCGCCGGGAGCUCGAGGAAGAGGAGCGCCGCCAGCAGCGUGACAGAAAGUUCCGCCGGGAAGAGGAGCUCCGCCAGGAACUGGAGGAAGAGCAACUGCGGGACAGAAAGAUCCGCAGGGAACAAGAGCUCAGGCGGGACAGAAAAUUCCGUGAGGAAGAAGAGCGCCGCCAGGAGGAGUUCGAGGAAAAGCAGCUGCGGCUCCAGGAACCAGACAGAAGAUUCCGCCGGGAACAAGAGCUCCGCCAGGAACGCGAAGAGGAGCAGAGGAGGCGCCAAGAACGUGACAGAAAAUCUCGUGAGGAACAAGAGCUCCGCCGGGAACUGGAGGAAGAGCAGCUGAGGGACAGAAGGAUUCGCCAGGAACUCCAGGAAGAAGAGCUAAGGCGCCAGGAACGUGACAGAAAGUUCCGUGAAGAACAAGAAAUCCGCCGGGAACUCCAGGAAGAAGAGCUAAGGCGCCAGGAACGUGACAGAAAGUUCCGUGAGGAACAAGAGCUCCGCCAAGAACUGGAGGAAGAGCGGCUGAGGGACAGAAAGAUCCCCCGAGAACAAGAGUUCCGCCGGCCACGAGAGGAAGAGCAGCUGAGGGACAGAAAGUUCCGCAGGGAACAAGAAUUCCGCCGAGAGCCGGAGGAAGAGCAGCGGCGCCGGCAGGAGCGUGAGGAGGAACAAAUUCGCUUUGAGGAGCAACAGCAGCGCCGCCAGGAGCGCGAGCAACAGUUAAGACAAGAACGCGACAGGAGAGUCCGGGAGGAAGAAGAGCUUCGUCAGGAAAGGGAGGAGCUGCUACACCGUGAGGUGGGUGGCAGGAAAUUCCGGGAAGAGGAGCGAUUCCGCCAGGAAAGAGAGGAACAGCAGCGUCACCUCCAGGAGCGGGACAACAGAAGAUUCCGCGAGGAAGUAGAGCUCAGGCAAGAAAGGGAAGAGCAGCAGCUGCGUCAAGAGCGCCAAGAGCGCCAAGAGCGUGAGAGAAAAUUCCGUGAGGUAGAAGAGCUUCGCCAGGAAGAAGAGCAGCGCCGCCGCCAGGAGCUUGACAGGAAAUUCCGGGAAGAGAAACACCUGCGUGAGGAACGCGAGGACCAGCAACUGCGGAGGGAGAAGCGAGAUGUUCAGUACCCGGCUGAGGAGCAAUUUGCCAGGGAUAAGAUUCGUCGCCAGGAACAAGAACUACGUCAAGAAGAGGAACAAAGACGUCGCCAAGAGCGGGAGAGAAAAUUCCAAGAAGAGCAGAUCCGUCGUAGGCAAGAGGAGCAGAGGCGCCGCCCAAUACUAGAGCCUGGCACACGCCAGUUUGCCAAUGUCCCAGUGCGUUCCAGUCCUCUCUACGAGUACAUCCAAGAGCAGAGGUCUCAAUACCGCCCUUAAAAGAUGCUGCGAAAAUCCUGGCACCAGCCAAACCUUCAAGCAAAAGAAAAUGAGAAACACUGGGGUAUCCAGCGAUAACUCACGUGUUUCUGGUUGUGGGAAAACUCUCUGAUCUUAGAAUGUGUCUUUUCUUACAGAAUCUUAAACUAUACCCAUUUCAUUUCUUUCAAUUCCUGUCUUUCAUUCUUCCUCAGGUAGUCCUUUUUUGCAAGAUGUCUUUGUUCUUUAGUGCAGAUAUGAUGUGCACUUUUAAAAGUAAGUCAUUUAAUUUUUUGAAAAAAAUUUGUUUGAGAAGCACAUUGAUUUAUGGUCUUCAUAAAUAACAAGAAUAAUGUAGCACUCUGGUAUUCAAAGUAAUUGGGUCAUUAUUUUUAGUGGUGGAUCAUUUUGUCUAGAGCUUUCAUUUUAUAAGUUCAAGUUGACAUUUUGUUUGGCCUAAUUCCAUUUGUCUUGACCUCCAAAUGGUUUUCUCAGGUUUUGUUGCAUAAUUGUGACAGAUUCCAUCAGCAGGCUGAAAUUUUACAGCCCUCAAAUAAUGCAGGGGGAGAAUGAUUUAUGCAGAAAAUGCCAUAUGAAAUCAAUUCAUAACUGGAACAAAUCUUUAUUAAGAGAAUGCUUAGUAGACAAUUUUAAUUUGGCAUUAUAUUUUUAUAUUUUGCAUCACCUAAAACAAUCUCAUGAAGCAAAAGCAAAGUGCUUCUCAAACAACUCAAAUUUAAAACUGUAAUUGUAGCAUUCUGUUCCAUUUCCCCAAGUUUUGUUGGGUUUGAGAAUUUUUCUACUUUUGUAUAUUUUGGUUUGCAGGAAACCUACUCAAGAUUCUGUAAACAUUUGUCUUGUUUGGGUCCAAUAAGAACUCACAGAGUGAUGGAAGAAGGAAAGGGGGAAAUGUAUAAACAGAUGACAAAUUUCUAAAGGUCUCUUGAUUAUACUUAUCAGCUCACAAUCUUUUGAGGCCUUAUACUACCUGGAAGACAUUCUUGUUCAAAUAAUUUGACUGUUAAAAAUCAAUAAAUGUUUGGCAAAUAA
Molecule: messenger RNA, 5760 nt
Organism: Rattus rattus (black rat)
Lineage: Eukaryota; Metazoa; Chordata; Mammalia; Rodentia; Muridae
Gene: Tchh
Product: trichohyalin
Exons: 3
Coding region: 1-4731 (1576 amino acids)
Biological process (GO): intermediate filament organization
Molecular function (GO): transition metal ion binding; calcium ion binding
Source: RefSeq, a predicted model, not a curated record